Plectropomus leopardus (leopard coralgrouper) is the source of this 6906-nucleotide messenger RNA. RefSeq names its product lysophosphatidic acid receptor 1 (gene lpar1). Gene Ontology annotation, molecular function: lysophosphatidic acid receptor activity. Lineage: Eukaryota; Metazoa; Chordata; Actinopteri; Perciformes; Serranidae. The record is from RefSeq and is a predicted model, not a curated record. Gene Ontology annotation, cellular component: membrane. Gene Ontology annotation, biological process: G protein-coupled receptor signaling pathway.
CCUGGCUGUAUUUUGGAUUUGGAGUCUUUUAUUACACCGCUGCGACUUUGACACAAGAGUUGCGCAGGCAGAGUCUCUAGGAGUUGUCUGUUGGAGGGACUUCAGGCACCUCGAAUCAAACUUGAGUUCCAGGAACCAGUCAGGGAGUAAGCUACCCACCUACUGCUUUCAUUGGAAAGAAAACAAAAGCACCUCUGCCACCAUGGAUGACGAACAGUGCUACUACAACGAGACCAUUGCCUUCUUCUACAACCGCAGUGGCAAGUACCUUGCUACUGACUGGAACACAGUCAGCAGGCUGGUGAUGGGCCUGGGCAUCACUGUGUGCAUCUUCAUCAUGCUCGCCAACCUUCUGGUGAUGAUCGCCAUCUACGUCAACAGGAGAUUCCACUUCCCCAUCUACUACCUGAUGGCCAACCUGGCAGCUGCUGACUUCUUUGCCGGACUGGCCUACUUCUACUUGAUGUUCAAUACGGGACCCAACACACGACGUCUGACUGUUUCCACAUGGCUGCUGCGCCAGGGCUUGAUUGAUACUAGCCUGACAGCGUCUGUGGCCAACCUGCUCGCCAUCGCCAUCGAGCGCCACAUCACUGUGUUCCGCAUGCAGCUACACACGCGCAUGAGUAACCGGCGUGUGGUGGUGGUGAUUGUCAUAAUUUGGACCAUGUCCAUAGUCAUGGGCGCCAUCCCCAGCGUGGGCUGGAACUGUAUCUGUAGUAUUAAGUCUUGCUCCAACAUGGCGCCGCUUUACAGCAACUCCUACUUGGUCUUCUGGGCAGUGUUUAACCUAGUGACUUUUGUUGUCAUGGUGACACUAUAUGCCCACAUAUUCGUCUAUGUGCGGCAGAGGACCAUGAGGAUGUCGCGGCACAGCUCAGGACCAAGGCGCAACCGAGAUACGAUGAUGUCUCUGCUGAAAACCGUGGUGAUUGUGUUGGGUGCAUUCAUUGUCUGCUGGACCCCCGGCCUGGUCAUCCUUCUCCUUGAUGUCUUCUGCGCCAGCUGCAAUGUCCUCACCUACGAAAAGUUCUUCCUGCUCCUCGCCGAGUUCAACUCAGCCAUGAACCCCAUCAUCUACUCCUACCGUGACAAAGAGAUGAGCGCCACCUUCAGGCAAAUCCUGUGCUGUCAGCGGCAGGAGAACGUCAAUGGCACGGCAGCGGAAGGAUCAGACCGGUCAGCGUCGUCCAUUAACCACACGGUGCUGAGCGGUGGUAUGCACCACCACCACCACAACGAACACUCGGUGGUAUAAAGCAGAGCCAGAGAUUAAUCCAACUGCUUGAAGGAGUAAAUCAGUUUUUGGGACUGAAAGAAGGUAAACAGAAGCAUGGGGAGGUCGAGAGAGACUGGGAACAUGAUUUGAACUGAAGACAGUUACGUGUUAAAUUGGAGAAUGAAGAUUGAUGGAGUACAGUUGAUGACAAGCUGAGAUCACGAUGAAGAAAAGGAUGGCAACAAUGAAGAAAGACUUUAUCGCUGUGUGGAGGAAGAACAAGGAGAAGAGUCUGAUCUUCGAGGACUCUGAUAGGCUGUUAGUAUUUUUUGUUUAGUUGUUUAUUAUUUCUAUUUGUUUUGUCAUGGACAACGCUGAUAUGAACUAUUUAAAAGUAAUCUGUGAAAUGAAGGUUAUGCCAGUACUCCAGUCUUCUCUAACUCUUUAUCCUGUUGUCUUUGGUUUCAGACAACUUCUCCUUGAUUCUCAUUCUUAGGAAAGGUCUCAUAACAUCAUACAUACAUGUUACAUGCAGACAUAAUGACAUCGGAGUUUCUUUCCCAUGUUUGAUACAUUUUUGUCCAAACCCAGAUUUAAAAUCCAAACCAACACAUGCAGUUUUGUGUUCUUAACAUAUAACUAAAUGGUAAUACAAACCUUCCAGCAGCUUAAACUUUAAAAUUACCUUGUGGAGACUCAAUGUUGAUUUUCUUAAUAGAAUCUAGAUAUCAGAAGUUUAAACUUUUUGAAGAUAUAAGCGUCAAAGUAAAAAAUAUACGAGACAUCUUGCUGUUCUUCAGACUCAUCAUUCAUCUUAUGAUGACAAGUGACCUUACAGCCUAAAUACUUUGGGGAUUCAUUAUUCUACUGACCCUCUUAUCCUACUAAAAUACAUAAGUGAAUCUAGUUUCUUCAUUUCAUCCAACGUAAAUACAUGCAGGGUCCAGGAUGUGUUGUUUAUUCCCUCUAAGGAAUUAGAGACAAGUUGUUCCAGGGAUAUUACCAAAAACGGGAGGAGGAUGUUUUGCGGUUUUCGAGCAGGCUCUGUGCCACAGUGUUAUGUGGAGACAAGGUGAAGGUCAUUUCUGGUGAGCGUUCGCAGACUUCAGAUCAUGUCAUGAAAUGUGCUGAGCUGUCUGCCUCUUGUGGUUUUAUCAAAUCUCUGUGUCCAUGAGGCUGACUGAGGAAAAAGGGGUUGGGGGGAGUGAAUGUGAAAGCAUAAUCAGUGUUAAUGGGAAUUUGUGAGAGGUAACAAGUUAGGCCAUUCCGUCUUUUUAGCAUCAACAUGAAGAUACAGUACAGUGGAUGGUAAUAAAUGCCUGCUUUCAUUGUUUAGAAACUCAGUCUUGCCACAAAUGAUACAGUAGCUGAUUUACACAGUUUUGAGUGCAAACACUGACCUGCUAAUUUCAUGGCAUUUCAUCUAAUAGUUAAUAGCAUUGCCAUCCACAGAGCCACACUGGUAUAAGGGCCAAUAAAAAUCUAUUUUGUAAUUGGUCAGUAGUGCGAAAUCCUGUCAGAGUUCACUUAAGCAAAAUCUUCACUCAGAUUUACGUAUCCUCCAUGAGCAAAUCCACUCAUUCCAGUGUAUUCCACUACUUUCAUCCAAAAUGCAACUUUAAUUUGUGUCAUAAGCCACAUUUACAGCCAGUUUGGCUGUUAGCAGGCCAUUACAUGGCCAUUAACAGUGAUUAUAAGCAUCAUAGAUAUGGGUUAGAAGUGGCCUGCCACACCUAUAAUUAGGUUCAGAAGGCUUUUAUCAGGCUAUGAAAUGGCUGUUUACGUUUACUGUUUGGGGACAACCUCUUGUGGUUGUAAUAAUUAUGACGAAAGCCAAGGAGGAAGUUAUGUGACUUAGUGUGAAGAGCAAGAAAGUCCAUGUUGUACAGAAGGGAGGGAACCUAAAUGGAGUAAGUGAACACAGGAUAGGACUUUCACCCAUGAGAGCAUGAGAUUCUCAUGAAAAUCACUUAUACAUUACCACUCAGAUAAGCCUGCUUGGCAUUACAAACACAUAGGAAAGUUUAAAAAUAUCUUUCCUUCUAACAAGAAAUUGAAUGUCAUAUACUUUCUUUUUUUUGCGCUUCCACAGUGUUAUUGGUGAUAUGAAGUAAUAUGGAACCAAAAUAUAUAUUUUGUUUGUCUUUAUGAGAUGGUUGGAUUCAUAAUAAUGUCUUUGUGAACCAGUCUUAAUUUACAAAUGCUACAGAAAAAGAAACAUAAUCCAAAUAUUUUGCAUAUUUCUGCCUUCCUCUCUUGCUGUCCCUGCCGAUGGUGUCUUACACAGAGGGACACAUCUUGCGUUCAAAGGUUCCCAGUGAAUUAAGUUGGCACAUAUUACAGAUUGGACUUUGUAUUUGUCUCGUGAAACCUGGUGACAGGCACAAAAUGGGGUUCUGAGUAUGUUGAUGUUUACUGUAACAACGUUAUGGAAUGAUUACCCCCAACAUUAAGCAUUUUUGGUAGUCUGUUCUUGUUUAGGGGGUACUGAUAACAAUGACGUAUCACAGUUUACUAUUACGGGGAGACACAGUUCUCAGUUUUGAGAUUUUGGGCUAUUUUGCUUCAAUAUAUUUCAUAAUGGAAAGAGAAAGUUCAUAGUACACAUUUAGAUGUUUAUUUUAGUUCAGAAAUCAACUGCGGAAGAUUCAUGGUGAUAUCUAGUAGUUAAAAAUGUUAUCCAAUCAACCUGUGUUGUAAUUUCGGUCGUAACUUUACAAUACAUUUUUAUCAAAUGGGAUUUUUUCUUCGUUCUCAGAGCCAAAAUUGUCCAAUUUAGUAGCACUUGCAGACAUGAAACUUUCCAGGUAUAUUUCUGUCUGUAUUCUGAAGGUUUUCGCAGAGGGGUUUGUUCAUAUAGCUUAUCAUUUAUAGCCUAACUGGAAGAACAUUUAAUUCCUAAAAACAUGGCAAAAUUGAUUUUUUUUAUGGCAGUAUUUUCUGAUUCAUGGAGUGAUAAAAAUGAUGAAAAUUCCUAAUGUGUCAACAAAAUGUAACAGUAAUUAGUUAAAAGUUUUACUCUUUAUACCUGUAGUGUCUCCUGUUAUGAUGAUAAUAUAAGGUCAAACAGAGUUGAGCCAAUGCAGUGUUGAAUAGACAUAUUUUCACAAUUGCACUCAACACCUUCUGCCAUUAACUUGACACUCAACUGAAAGUCAGCCUGGCGAUGCUCUGACGUACAUCGUUAAAAAGCACCAGCUGAACCUUUUGUCGUGACUUGAAUCAAAACACAUUUUGGCCAAAGUACACAGACAAAGCUCCAAACAGCUGACAGAAACGUGAGAAUCACGGCCAAAAACACAGUCAAAUGUUUUCCAGGAAGCAAGAUGUUUGUCAGGGAUUUAAGCUGCAGUGCUAAAAUGAAGUCAGCUGGUAUUUUUGCCUGUUGAAGUUGGCCAAAAUGUUGCCGUUAUGAGGCAACAAAGUUCUUUUAUCCAGAGUUUGGAUGUGUUUUUUUCAGUGUUCCCUAGCUGUUGGGAGUGGGGAUAGGAUUUCUACUUGUCGUAAUUGUUUUUUGCCUUGUAAUCUCUCGGUUGUGCCUUUACACUUCUUGAACAAUUUAACUUAAUUCCUGUAGUUUUGCCUUUGAGUUCGUCCACCUUUCCUUCUGUUAACUUCACAACAAACCUCACAAGAGUUGUGGCAGCAUUAGUGCCACUCAUUGUUUCAUUGACCGAACUCUGUCUACCUACAGCUCUGGACCCAACCCUCUAUAUUUCACUGUAACCAUUUCUCUAACAAAGUAUUGAUUCAGGUUAUAUAGCAAACCAACUAAACGUUCUGUCUUUGUAUGUUUACCAGUGUGUCACUCUUUGUACACUAUUGUAAGUAUAUGUGUACAGUAUGUAUGUAUAUAAAAAUAUAUUAUUCAAAGUUAAUCACCAAAGGGAAAGUGUUUUGUAAAUUUUAAGUGUGUUUUAAUCUGUCCAAAUGUACUGUAGGAUUUUGUUUAUUUUGUUUUUAUGUCAUGAGCUCUUUUGUAUUGUGACCUUAAUUAAUGGAUUUCCUGUAGACUCUAUUACAGUCAUUACUGUGUUUGUGACCCAGAACUAGAUUAUCUAUGUGUGCAGUGCCUUCCUCCUUAAAGAGUAACUCAACACCAGGCUGAAAAGUCGUGUUUUACCGCCCUCUCUGGUUGAAAGUGUCCCUUGUUGCACCUGUAAACACACCCAACAGUGAUGUCACAGUGCACUGGAGUACACUUGUACAUCACUGCAGCAAAGCAAGAUACUAAAACCGAUAGAGCUCCACAAAAACAAGAUCUUCAGCUGGUGUUUACCUACUCUUUAAGCUUGUGUGUUGCUAACACCGUUGUUUUGUAAUUGCCUUAAAGUACAACAAGGAUUUAAUGGUAAGUGUCAGUGUUAGAGUGAAAUUUAACUUUUGCAGAGUUUAAUGCUUGAUAUUUUUUAACAAUAAAGAUACACAACACAGCCUCAAAAAUUAUCAAAUGAGUACAAACUCAUACAUACAGAUCAUACAUUAUUAUUUUUUUGUUUGUUUUAAUGUAAUGAUAAAAUUUUAAAACUAGCGUUCCGAAUGAAAACAUGUCAUCAACAUUUCAACUUUUGGGGUGGUCAGAUUAAGAGACAGAUUAUCUCAUGUGGAGACAUUAAUAAGAUUUUUGGAUUUUUUUUCAACAAGGAGACAAAUUCAUUCUUGGGGGACAACACAAACUGGCUAAAUAUGAAGCACGUCAUCAAAACACCUUCAAACCCCAGUAGACUGGACAUGCAUCAGUACGUAUCACAAUCUGUCACUGUCCUUUUUGUCAUUUUUAACACUCUUAAGCUGUCCAGAAAAACAACAGUUUUAUUAUAUGUAUCCCCAAAGUAAUACAGCCAUUGUACCCAGACUGCUACUUAAUUAUGUGAGCAACCCAAUGUCAGGAAAAAUGUUGGCAUUGUACAUUUCGGCAAUCCACAGAAACGUUAAAUUUGUUAUUAGGUAGGUUGAAAUAAACUGUGUUAAGGCACAAAAACAAAACAAAAAAUACACUGGGUUAUAGUAAGGAAAGUUAGUAUCGUUAAAAAUACCUGGUUUUGGGAGCACAAAACCCAACUAGAAAAGCAGCAGUGACAAAUUUUUGGGUCAAAAACAGUAGGCUGUAGCUUGGCAAGCUUCUCUCACCAAAGUGACACGCCAUGCAUUGCCUCAAUUCAAAAACAGCAGUAUAAUAUAUAUCAAACAUGCAAAUGUAACAUAUUUGUAGUUUGCAGAAAUAUACAAUGUCAUUGCUUUCUUCUGGUGACUGUGCUGAUCCAGUGGGUUCAUCCAAUAUUUGCUAUGGGUAUCAGUUGAUGUUACAUAAUGCAGCCAGUGUGUUUUUCACAUAAGAAAUGUCAUUUUUAUACCAAAAACUGUUCAUUCCAAAGUGUACACGUAGAAUGAUAAAAUGUACAUUAUUAGGAGCGAUGACUGAUCUUCCAAACUCUGGGGUCUGAAACAUUUUGUUCUUUAAAGUAAAACGUUGCUUUAAAAUGUUUGGGAUUUUUUUUUUUUUUUUUUUUUUUUUUUUUUUGCCAAGCCUCAAAUUUAACAAACCAUGUACCAGCUCUUUGUAGAAAGUAAUUGUGACGCAGACGUAAAUGUGAUUUCCAUACUAACUGUACGGGCCGAUAUCAAUGAAUGUCCACCCAGGGUCAUAGUGUUGAUAUCCCAGCAACAAUAAAAACAUGAGAAAAGUC